Helianthus annuus (common sunflower) is the source of this 843-nucleotide messenger RNA. RefSeq lists its product as uncharacterized. The record is from RefSeq and is a predicted model, not a curated record. The transcript has 3 exons. NCBI's taxonomy places the organism in Eukaryota, Viridiplantae, Streptophyta, Magnoliopsida, Asterales, Asteraceae. Bases 1 to 843 code for a protein of 280 amino acids.
AUGAAGGAUCUUGAAGGACAGAUGGAUUGGUACGAUGAGUUGAAGGAUUUAGAUGACAGUUCGAUGGACCAAAUGCACUGGAGGAUAGUGGAUCUGGAGGAGCUUGUCAGGAGGAUAAAUGAUGAAAUGCCGUCAAAAGCAAGACAGGGUUCUGGACUACCUACCACACCGGAAGAGUUGGCACAACUCAUAGCCCAACACGUUAAUACUGCCAUGGAACAGCGUGAUGCUAACCAUAGUGAUGGCCAUGGACGCGGACGUGGGGCUCAUGGGCGUGGUUUUGGUGGGGCACAGAUUGGAAACCCUCCAGGACCCUUAGAUAUCACCAGGUGGAUUGAGAAGAUGGAAUCCGUCAUGGCAAUCAAUGGUUGUGCUGCUGAUCAACGGGUUAUGUACGCUUCUUGCUCUUUUCUUGAUGAGGCACUAUCCUGGUGGAACUCGCAAGUUCAAAUUUUGGGUGAAGACGCUGCAUAUGGUCUAACCUGGAACGAACUUAAGGAGAUGCUCCUGAAGGAAUACUGCCUGCGCAGUGAGAUACAGAAAAUCGAGACCGACUUCUGGAACCUAACCAUGGAAGGUCUGAAUGCCAGAGCCUACACUUCUCGUUUUAACGAUUUUGCAAGGUUAGUUCCACGGAUGGUUACUCCUGAGUAUGUUAAGGUAGAGAGUUACAUUUGGGGGCUAUCGCCACGAAUUCACAGCAUGGUUACAUCAGCGAAACCCACUACCUACCUAGAGGCUACUACAUUGGCGAAAUCAUUAGGGGAUGACGCUGCUCGCAAAGGUAGUCUUGACAAGAAGAAGGAAACCGGGAAGUCACGGGCAAGGCCAAUGCAGACGUGA